AUGGCUUCCUCCAGUCCAGCGUGUGAUUAUUUGUGCUGGAGAGAAUCUGCGGGACUAGAGUUAUUCUGAAGCAUCAGUUUUUUGUUUCAUAAAGCAGCCCGAGAUAAACAUGCCGGAGAACAGCAGCAGCAGCAGCCAGAGACUCACCGUCAUCACCUGCACAGCUCCAGUUAACAUCGCUGUUAUUAAAUAUUGGGGUAAACGUGAUGAAGAGCUCAUUCUGCCUAUAAACUCCUCACUCAGUGUCACUCUGCACCAAGACCAGCUCAAAACAACCACAACAGUGGCAUGCAGCAGGAGCUUUCAGGAGGACCGCAUCUGGUUGAAUGGAAAAGAAGAAGAUAUAAACCAGCCCAGGCUGCAGUCCUGCCUUAGAGAAAUCCGUAGAUUAGCUCGGAAAAGGCGGAGUGACGAUGAUCCCAGUAAUGACAUCAGUUUGUCUCACCGGGUUCACAUCUGCUCAGUCAACAACUUCCCAACAGCAGCUGGUCUGGCGUCCUCUGCAGCUGGUUAUGCCUGCCUGGUGUACUCCCUGUCCCGUUUGUUUGGGGUUGAGGGGGAGCUGUCGGGGGUGGCGCGGCAGGGUUCAGGCAGUGCCUGUAGGAGUAUGUAUGGGGGCUUUGUCCAGUGGAAGAUGGGUGAAAGAGAGGAUGGGAAAGACAGCCUGGCUGAACAAGUCGCAGCUGAGAGUCACUGGCCAGAGCUCAGAGUGCUGGUCCUGGUGGUCAGUGCAGAGCGGAAGCCUGUUGGAAGUACCUCUGGCAUGCAGACGAGUGUUAAGACAAGCCAACUGUUGAAGCACCGUGCAGACAGUGUGGUUCCUGGCCGUAUGGAGGAGAUGAUCAGUGCCAUCCAGAAACGUGACUUUGCAACUUUUGCGGAGCUGACCAUGAAGGACAGUAACCAGUUUCAUGCUACCUGUCUGGAUACCUACCCUCCCAUAUUCUACCUUAACGACAUUUCACGAAGAGUCAUCAGCCUGGUCCAUCGCUACAACCAGCAUUACCAGGAGACCAGAGUGGCAUAUACUUUUGAUGCAGGUCCUAAUGCUGUGAUCUACACUUUGCAAGAGCAUGUGCCUGAAUUCGUCCAGGCUGUUCGUCAUUUCUUCCCUCCAGAAACCAACGGUGGAGAGUUUGUAAAAGGCCUCUCUGUGGACUCUGCCUCGUUGUCUGAAGAACUGAAGAGAGCCAUUGGGAUGGAGCCUGUUCCGAAGGGCAUCAGCUACGUCAUCAGCACUCAGGUUGGACCGGGUCCGUGUGUGGUGGAGGAACCAAACCUUCAUCUGUUAGGCCCAGAUGGACUUCCCAUGAAGAGCACCUGAGUAUUAACAGGAAUCAUAACUGGCCUAAAGGAAAAAGAAACUUUAAGUUCAAGAUGAAAUACUUCAGUCAAAAUCUAUUUAAAAACAGAACAAGACUUUUAGUUUUUUUUUUUUAUUAUUGUAAGAUUUUUGAUUAAUAGGAUAAGAAUUAAGAAACUAUUGAUGAACUUGAUUUGUUCAGCUUUUGUAUAAUUUAAAAUGCAAUAAUGUCUAUUUACAUAAUGUUUGUAUGUAUGUAAUUUUGUGUAGAUUGUUUGAGUGUAUUUUUCUAGCUUUUUGAAAUUUGUUUGGUAAUGUUCUUAAAAUAUACACAGCUGUUGAUGCCA
Messenger RNA from Astyanax mexicanus (Mexican tetra), 1650 nucleotides. RefSeq names its product mevalonate (diphospho) decarboxylase a (gene mvda). Gene Ontology annotation, molecular function: ATP binding; diphosphomevalonate decarboxylase activity. The coding region runs from base 110 to 1324 and encodes 404 amino acids. Gene Ontology annotation, cellular component: cytosol. Lineage: Eukaryota; Metazoa; Chordata; Actinopteri; Characiformes; Acestrorhamphidae. The record is from RefSeq and is a predicted model, not a curated record. The transcript has 10 exons. Gene Ontology annotation, biological process: isoprenoid biosynthetic process; isopentenyl diphosphate biosynthetic process, mevalonate pathway.